UGACUGUCAGCGAAACGUCCUAGUGCAAAACAUGGCUUUCCCCGGGGGUGUGUUGUUGUGGUCGUUGCUGUUGUUAUCGACCGUAGCAAUUGAAAUAACACUUUCAUCUUCUCACACUUUUGAGAUUGAUUAUGAGAAUGACUGUUUUCGCAAAGAUGGCAAACCAUUUCGCUACAUCUCCGGCAGCAUUCACUACAACCGAGUACCUCAAUAUUACUGGAAGGACCGACUAGUUAAGAUGUACAUGGCAGGAUUAAAUGCAAUUCAGACGUAUGUUCCAUGGAACUACCACGAGCCUUCACCCAAGCAAUACAACUUUACAGGAGACCGGGAUUUGGAAUCAUUUUUGCAGCUGGCCAAUGACAUUGGAUUAUUGGUGAUUCUGAGACCUGGGCCGUACAUUUGUGGAGAAUGGGAUAUGGGUGGCUUACCUGCGUGGUUAUUGAAGAAGAAAGAUAUUGUGCUGCGAUCUUCUGAUCCUGAUUACAUUGCUGCUGUAGACCAGUGGAUGGGUGAACUGCUCCCUAGAAUCAAGCCUUUUCUGUAUCAGAAUGGAGGUCCAGUGAUUACAGUGCAGGUUGAAAAUGAAUAUGGUAGCUACUUUGCAUGCGAUUACAAUUAUCUGCGGCAUCUCACAAAGCUUUUCCGGUCCCAUCUGGGGGAUGAAGUGGUGCUGUUCACAACUGAUGGUGCCGGUGAAGGUUACCUAAAGUGUGGGGCGUUGCAGGGACUUUAUGCAACAGUGGAUUUCGGGCCAGGUGGUAAUGUUACGGCACAGUUCCUUACACAAAGACAUGCUGAACCCAGAGGACCACUGGUGAACUCUGAGUUUUACACAGGCUGGUUGGACCACUGGGGUGAGCAGCACUCGAUUGUUGACAAAAACAUUGUAGCGAAGUCGCUGAAUGAAAUCCUUGCUGCUGAAGGCAACGUCAACCUAUAUAUGUUUAUUGGCGGAACUAACUUUGCUUAUUGGAAUGGUGCAAACACUCCAUAUGCUCCCCAACCCACUAGCUAUGACUAUGACUCUCCUCUGUCUGAGGCAGGGGAUCUGACUGACAAAUACUUUGCCAUACGGGAUGUUAUAAAAAUGUACAGAAAAGUACCUGAUGGUCCAAUACCUCCAUCUACCCCUAAGUUUGCCUAUGGAGCUGUUAAAAUGAAACCGCUUCUGACAGUCACAGACGCCCUUGAUAUGCUGUCGUUUUCUGGACCAGUCAAAAGCAGCUACCCUUUGACCUUCAUUGAAAUGAACCAGCUUUUUGGAUUUGUUCUGUAUCGCACAGUCUUACCUAAAGACUGCAGUGAGCCGAUCCCUCUAUCAUCACCAUUAAAUGGUGUCCAUGAUCGUGCUUAUGUGACUGUUGAUGGGGUUCCAAAUGGUAUUCUUGAGAGAGACAAAACUUUAACCAUUAAUAUUACUGGAAAAGCUGGAAAUAAGCUUGACGUACUUGUGGAGAACAUGGGCAGAAUAAACUAUGGCAAAGACAUCAAUGACUUUAAGGGUCUUGUGUCCAAUCUUACCCUGGGUCCAAACCUCCUGAGCGGCUGGUUAAUCUACACAUUGAAUAUUGACGAUGCAGUCAGCAGUGGCCUCUUAAACGAAAGACAGGAAUACAGACGUGGCACGCCUGCACCUUCCAAACUCCUCGCUCCUGCCUUCUUUGCAGGUAGCUUUAAGAUUCCUAGUGGGAUACCUGAUCUACCUCAAGACACCUACAUCAGAUUCCCUGGCUGGAGAAAGGGUCAAGUUUGGAUCAAUGGGUUUAAUGUCGGUCGGUACUGGCCGGCCAGAGGCCCUCAAGUGACCUUGUACGUCCCAGCUCACAUCCUGAGUACAACGGCACCCAACAACCUCACAGUGCUGGAACUGGAGAGCUCUCCCUGUGACUCAGGGCCCUGCACUGUGGAGUUUGUGGAUACACCUCUCUUGAAUGCUACAGUGGCACACUCCACACUACAGAAAGAGUUGUUUGUUAAGGACACCUGGCUUCAUUCCAAUUGAACAAUGGGAUGCCAGUAAUAGAAAAUGCGCAUGUGAUUAUGGGCUUCAUAUCCUCUGACAGAUUUGCACGUCAUUAUCUUUUAAUUGCUUCUGUUUUCCCCUGUUUGCCUCUAGUUCUGAGAAACAUGAUGCACAGAUGCAACUCUUUUAGCUGCAGAGCCCCAAACCCUAGGUUUUGCUGACUGGCAACAAGUGGUUUUAAAACCAUAUAUGUAUAUUUCACAGCAAAAUGUUAGACAGUUUGUGAGUUUGUUCUACUUUGUGGAAUGUGUGAUAAAGGAUGUGUCCAUUAUCUCAUGUUCUGAAGUGCUUAAUGGGAUUGGAAAAUUAUACUCUGGGUGGCAAAUACAGAAAUCAGCCACUCAGCAUGCCAAUUUAAGUUUAAUCUCUGUUAACAAAGACCUGGAAAUUAUUGUACUCUCAAAAUUGCAUUCUGUGCAUACUUUAACUGAUAAAAUAAAUUAGUACAUGUACUCAAAGUCCACUUCCCAGACUUUGAAAACAGACCCUUAAAAGUGUAUGCAGUUCUUAUUGUAGCAUUGUGUUUCUGUCUUUCUGGAUUUUUCCACUGUGGAAAAAUGAAAGAAAUUAUAGAACAUCACCUUUAAAUAUUUGCUCAAUUAAAUACUUUAGAUAUAUCUAAUGUUCCCUAAAAUGUACCCCCAAAAGCACCACUUGAAAAAACAGGUGAACCAGCUUAAAGCCCAUUUCUAAAUGUUAGAAUUCUCACUCUGUUUCUGCAUGUGUAUGAUAAUGUAUAUGACAACCAUUCAGGGAAUUUUAAUAUGUGCCAGCUACU
Molecule: messenger RNA, 2804 nt
Organism: Polyodon spathula (Mississippi paddlefish)
Lineage: Eukaryota; Metazoa; Chordata; Actinopteri; Acipenseriformes; Polyodontidae
Gene: glb1
Product: galactosidase, beta 1
Exons: 16
Coding region: 32-2005 (657 amino acids)
Biological process (GO): carbohydrate metabolic process
Cellular component (GO): vacuole
Molecular function (GO): beta-galactosidase activity
Source: RefSeq, a predicted model, not a curated record